This is a messenger RNA of Umbelopsis ramanniana AG, 1068 nucleotides long. RefSeq lists its product as uncharacterized. Bases 1 to 1068 code for a protein of 355 amino acids. The transcript is spliced from 6 exons. Gene Ontology annotation, cellular component: membrane. The record is from RefSeq and is a predicted model, not a curated record. Gene Ontology annotation, biological process: magnesium ion transmembrane transport; intracellular magnesium ion homeostasis. Gene Ontology annotation, molecular function: magnesium ion transmembrane transporter activity. Lineage: Eukaryota; Fungi; Mucoromycota; Umbelopsidomycetes; Umbelopsidales; Umbelopsidaceae.
AUGAAAACAAUUAGCAAGGUGUUCGGUAUACAUCCUCUCACAACUGAAGAUAUUCUAACAGAAGAAUCCCGUGAAAAAUGCGAAAUUUUCCCUAAUUACAUGUUUGUAUGCUAUCGCGCAUUCAACCAAGACCACUACAGUCCUGAUUUCCUUGAACCCGUCAAUUUCUACAACGUUGUAUUCAAACAUGGCUUGAUAUCGUUUCAUUUUGAGCCUUCCUCACACUCGCACAAUGUUCGUAAACGAGCCAGACAAUUACAGGGGUUCAUCAACGUUACCUCCGAUUGGAUCAAUUAUGCCAUCAUUGAUGAUAUAUCAGACAGCUUCGGACCGCUUAUCAAGCAAAUUGAAGUUGAAGUCGACUCCAUUGAUGACCUUGUGCUAUUGCUACGAGAAUCAGAACAAUCGGACAUGUUGCGGCGAAUAGGAUCUUGCCGAAAAAUGGUGAUGCACCUUUUGAGAUUGUUGACUUCAAAGUCCGAUGUCAUUCGAGGACUCAUCAAGCGUUCUGAGGAUAGAACAAGAGAAUACAAUAGCCGAUUCUAUGACGCAGGGAAUCCAUUAAUCAAUCUUGGUGGUUUAGCAGGCGUUCACCGAAGUGGAACAGCGACACCAACACAACUCGCUCCCAGUGCUGUUCCAAGGGAAGGCGCGUUCAAAUUCAUGCCAACCAGCUCCGAGUAUACAGGCCACCCUGAAGAAGAAGACAAGCACUAUAAUCCGGAUGUGACAAUGUACUUUGGGGAUAUUCAAGAUCAUAUUGUUACCAUGCUACAAAAUUUAAACCAUUAUGAGACUAUCUUAUCAAGAGCUCACAGCAAUUACCUUGCACAAAUAUCCAUAGAACUGACACAAACCUCCAAUUCUUUCAACCAAACUGUUUCAAGAUUAACGGUGUUUGCAACCGUUUUAGUGCCUAUGAACAUUAUAACGGGUUUAUUCGGAAUGAAUGUUAGGGUGCCUGGAGAGGCAUUUCAAGACCUCGGAUAUUUUUUCUGGAUAGUGGCCUCGUUGGCUAUGUUCGCAGUAUUUUCUUUAGCGUUGGCAAAACGUGCUGACCUGAUGUAG